AAAUAAAUAAAGUUUAAUAUAAAAGGCUAUUGUGACAACGUGCGGUUGAUAAGUUUUCCCAACUAUGAAACUGCUUCUGAUAGGAACACUAGUCGUUUGCCUUGGGCAGCUUCAAGCUGGUCCAGUGGCUCUUCCAUCGAAGGGUGUACCCUCUUUGGACAAUCAAGCACGGUUUUUCUCGGAGUUUAACAAUCUGCUCAAUGGAAUUGCAAAAGAAGCACUCGUGAGCCUUACGACGCUAGAAGACAGCACAACCAAGCAAUUCCGUUCAGUCGAAGAUGCGAUCCAGGAUUUGGAGAAACUUUACAACGAGAAAGUGCUGAAAGAAAUCGCAAGUUACGAUGGUGCACUGGACGAGCUUAAGGCGAAAGUGUCGCCAUGCUUCACGGAAGUGCCCCAGGACAUACGAGACAUUGUGGAAAGUGCUCGGGAUAAAGCAGCAGUGUGCGGCAAGCAAACGUUAGACCGUGUACGGGGGAUUGAGAAGAAUAUACGAGAUCAUGUGGAGGUAGGUGCCGAGAAGGUCAAGCAAAUUAUUGCGAUCGGACAGAAGUGCCUAUCGGACAACUCUUGGAUCGGAGAUCAGAUCAACUGUGCGCUGCAGAAUGCUCCUGUUGCGGUCAGUAUUGUGGAGGGAAUCGUGCGUGAUGCCGCAGUGCUCGUUGGACAAACAUCCCGUGAAGUGUCCGCACUGGCCAAAGAUACUGAGCAAUGCUUGGCAGUUGCAGUACAGGAUGCAGCGUCCGAAUUCAAUGAUUUGCUAACAAAGGUCGCUCAAUGUUUGGUUAAGACCGAAGAUAACGCCAUUGAUGAAGCCGGAAACUAAACAUAUCCAUAAAGCAGUAGUACCCUCGAAGACCAAAGUUGAUCAGUGAAACAUUUGAUGCCUUAGUAAUACAAGCCUUACAAUAGA
Anopheles funestus (African malaria mosquito) is the source of this 913-nucleotide messenger RNA. RefSeq lists its product as uncharacterized. The coding region runs from base 65 to 826 and encodes 253 amino acids. The transcript has 3 exons. Lineage: Eukaryota; Metazoa; Arthropoda; Insecta; Diptera; Culicidae. The record is from RefSeq and is a predicted model, not a curated record.